Messenger RNA from Topomyia yanbarensis, 1539 nucleotides. RefSeq names its product titin-like. The transcript has 3 exons. Bases 1 to 1461 code for a protein of 486 amino acids. Lineage: Eukaryota; Metazoa; Arthropoda; Insecta; Diptera; Culicidae. The record is from RefSeq and is a predicted model, not a curated record.
AUGUUUCACUGCCGUAGCUCUGCCUGCCAGAACCUAGAACUUUUUAGCUGUCGAAGAUCAGAGGAGAAGGCACAAUCGAUUAAGAGGGGAUGGAUGGUGUCCCGGAUAGUAUACAACGUCGCAGUAGCUGAAUAUAGGUACUACUACUGUAUCAGCUUAUGUCUUGUUUGCCGUAAAAGUACUACAAGUUGUAGGCCGAGGUUUGUUGCAUUGCUGCUAAGAGGAAUCAUUGAACCGCUGAAGACUAUAUCCACGUUGUUCUUAGUAUUAUCGAUGACACUGGCCAUAGCUUUUGGAGCGGCCGUCGAGAACCCCACCAAGGAAGCGAAGGUGGAACAGGAUACAAAAACCUCAGAGAGUACUAAAGUGCAAGAAAAACGUGGUCUCGAGCAAUUUGGAUUUGGAGCAGAGCCCUCCUUGGAGGGAGGGUUCAAGCCCUCAUUUGGAUACGAUUCGACUGGUGAUGGUGCAGCUGAUCGUUUUUUCAACGUUUUCGAUAAGGAUGAAGUGCAGCAUACGGUGAUUAAAACGGUGCCAGUCCCAUAUCCAGUAGAAAAACAUGUGAUUCACGAGAAGAAAGUCCCAGUUCAUAUUGACCGUCCCGUACCGUACCCAGUCGCGGUAGAGAAGAAGGUUCCAUUUUUCGUCGAAAAGAAAGUGCCUGUGCACAUUGACCGCCCUGUUCCAUACCCGGUCGAAGUUCCUUAUCCAGUGACAGUCGAGAAAAAGGUUCCAGUUUUCGUGGAGAAGAAGGUUCAUGUAGAUCGUCCUGUUCCAUACCCGGUCCAUGUGGAAAAGAAGGUUCCAGUUUACAUCGAAAAGAAGGUGCCAGUGUAUAUCGAGAAGAAAGUUCCGGUUCACGUUGAAGUUAAAGUGCCGGUAGUUCACAGAGUCGAAGUUCCUGUGCCUAAACCCUACCCAGUCCAUGUCCCGAAGCCAUAUCCGGUGUACAUCGAGAAAGAAGUUAUUAAACAUGUUGAUCGACCUGUUCCAGUAGAAGUAGAAAAAAAGGUGCCUGUCCCAGUUGUGCAUAAAGUGGAAGUCCCAAAACCAUACCCUGUGUUCAUAGAUAAGCCAGUGUAUAUAAAGAAACAAGAUAGCCAUCCCAAUUACGAGGAUCACUAUACAGGUCAGUCGGAAACUAGCUACGAACAUGAGCCCGUUCACGUCGCGGAAGAUAGGCAACACUACGAAGGGGCACAAGAACAACAAGAAGAGCAUGAACAACAAGAACAGCAGCAACAACAACAACACGAACAACAACAAUUACAACAAUACGAACAACAUCAACAAUAUGAACAACAUCAACAACACAUACAGCAACAAGAGCAUAACCAAGAACAGCAAGAAUAUGCAGAAUCUUCUCCGCAAGGAGUGAAAAGUGCAGAGCCUGCCCCUAAAUCAAGUGAUGCGAAGGCCACCAAAAGCAGCAACAAUCAACGUAGUAAUAACGACCAGUAGCUUUAGUCAUAAUCAGUGACUCGCACAACAAGACACGAACCUUAAAAUAUUCUCUAGUCUAUCUGUUGCAACAGUGCA